This is a messenger RNA of Prunus armeniaca (apricot), 3273 nucleotides long. The record is from the annotation of a GenBank genome assembly. NCBI's taxonomy places the organism in Eukaryota, Viridiplantae, Streptophyta, Magnoliopsida, Rosales, Rosaceae.
AUGUCUGGACGGACUAUUGCUGGUUUGUCUUUCAUGAGCAGUGAUUUGGAAAUUCCGGCCAGCUGGCCCCCCGCUCUGGAUGUUGCCCGGUUUGAAGAUUUAAGCAUCACCGAAAAAACCCCAAGUUAUUUACUUGGUGACUCUUCAGCAGAUAGAAGUUAUGUUGAGAAAUCAAAUGUUAGUGAGAGUUUGUUACUGAUGAAAUUCUACUCCUUAUCAUCUGGAGUGGCAAACUUCUUGCUAUCUGACAGUGAAGGUAGAGAACUGGAUCUCCCCUUUCAACUUACAGAUCAAGAAAUGGAGAUCGUCCGUUAUAAUAGAAGUACAUUUAUACUGGGACGCUCAGGCACCGGGAAGACAACAGUUCUUACAAUGAAAUUAUGUCAGAAAGAACAGCAGCAACGUAUUGCAGAGGAAGGAUUCUAUGGUGUUGAGAAUGCACUCUCGCAUGUUUUUCCGAAUAAUAACAAGGUUGAGCAGAGUCCUACUGGUGCUAAUAUGUGUGUCUUGCGCCAGCUUUUGGUGACAUUUUCUUCUGGGGGAAACCAUUCAGGUGAAUGCAGUUCGACUGAUAGCAUUGAUUUGAGGAUGAAGAAGCCCAGUUCAACAAUAUCCCAGAUUCUUUUCUUGAUAUUCCGCCCAACUUUCUUGAUGAUGCUUGAUGGAACCCUAGGUAACUCAUUCUUUGAAAGAUUCCUUGACACCUCAGAACCUCGGCCAAGUUCAAGAUCAGUUGCGCUGCAGACGGUUCUAAGACAAAAGGAGGUCAAUCUUGCGAGGUUCAGCACUUCUUAUUGGCCUCAUUUUAAUAUACAGCUAACAAAGAAGCUUGAUCCUUCUAAAGUAUUUACAGAGAUUAUCUCUCAUAUCAAAGGCGGCCUGGGAGUCACAGAAGCAGGUGAUGGAAAACUCAGUCGAGGAGAUUAUGUCCAACGUUCAGAGGGCCGGGCGUCAAAUCUGAGCAAGGAGAAGAGGGAGAUGAUAUAUGAUAUAUUUCUGGUUUAUGAAAAAAAGAAAAAGAAAAAUGUUGAAUUUGAUGUCACUGAUUUUGUUAAUGAUAUUCACCGUCGACUCAGACGUGAAAAGUACAAGGGUCAUGAAAUGGAUUUUGUAUAUAUUGAUGAGGCAAUUGCAAGGGGUAUUGAUUUUAGAUUCCAAGAUAUACGACACAUGUUCUACAAGGAAUUCGUACUGGAAUCAAAAAGAGAUAAACACGAAGAAAGAGAAGACAAAGGACAAAUCUCAAAAAUGUUUCAUUUGUCUCAAAACUUCCGUAUGCAUGAUGGUAUACUGAAGUUAUCACAGAGCAUAAUUGAUCUACUUUACCAUUUCUUCCCCCAAUCUAUUGAUAAAUUGAAACCUGAAACCAGUCCAAUAUGUGGGGAAGCUCCAGUUUUGCUUGAACCUGUAAAAAAUGAGAAUAUAAUCAUGAAGAUUUUUGAAAGUAGUGAUACUUUUCAUGGAAAUAUAGUUGGCUUUGGAGCAGAGCAGGUUAUUUUGGUACGUGAUAAGCAUGCUCGGAACGAAAUUUCCAAUCAAGUUGCAAAGCGAGCUCUUGUUCUUACUAUAUUGGAGAGCAAGGGCCUUGAAUUUCAGGAUGUACUGCUUUACAACUUUUUUGGAUCAUCACCAUUGCAAAAUCAGUGGAGGGUGAUAUAUGAUUACAUGAAGGAGCAUGAUUUGCUUGACUCCACUUUACCUGAGCACUUUCCAAGUUUUGAUGAAGACAAACACAACAUCUUAUGUUCCGAACUUAAGCAACUAUAUGUUGCUGUCUCUCGUACUAAACAAAGGUUGUGGGUUUAUGAGAAUAUGGAAGAGCUAUCCAAUCCCAUGUUUAACUAUUGGAAAAGGAAACGUCUUGUGCAAUUUAGGCACUUCGAUGAUUCACUUGCAAGGGAAAUGCAAGCUCAGAGCAAUCCAGAGGAGUGGAGGUCACGUGGCAUGAAGCUCUAUCAAGAGGAUAACUAUGAAAUGGCCACAAUGUGUUUUCAAAGAGCUGGUGAUACUUAUUGGGAAAGAAGGUCGAAAGCUGCUGGCCUGAAAGUUAUGGCUGACCUUAAGCGCACUUCAAAUCCUGUAAAGGCUAAUGCUCUCCUCAAGGAAGCUGGAGAAAUUUUUGAAUCUUUAGGGAAGGCAGAUUCUGCUGCCCAAUGCUUUUUUGAUUCUGGGGAGUACAAAAGAGCAGCUAGGAUUUAUUUGGACAAAUGUGGAAAACCUGGACUUGAAAGAGCUGCAGAAUGCUAUUCUCUAGUAGGAUGCUACAAGCAUGCAGCCGAAAUAUUUGAAUCUAUAGGCAAAGCGGAUUCUGCUGCCAGAUGCUUCUAUUAUUUGGGGGAGUAUGAAAGGGCAGCUAAUAUUUAUUUGGAAAAGUGCGGCGAACGUGGACUUGAAAGAGCUGGCAAAUGCUUCUCUCUAGCAGGAUUCUAUGAGCAUGCAGCCGAUGCAUAUGCCAGGGGCAAAUUUUUCUCCGAAUGUCUAACUAUGUGUUUGAAGGGAAAACUAUUUGACAGAGGUUUGGAAUAUAUUAAAUUUUGGAAGCAACAAGCAAGAGAAGAGUAUGAUCUGGCUUUAAGAGGAAAAGGUAUGGAUCAAAUUGAACUGGAUUUUCUUGAGAGCUGUGCAUUUCAUUAUCAUGAGGUUGAAGAUAACAGAUCCAAGAUGAAACUUGUUAAAGGUGAAAUGUUAUCUGGGCGAAAGAUUUUGAAUACUCAUCUUUCUUCAAUCUCGUCAAAGUAUGUGUGGGAAGAAAAUAUUAUUUGUGAUCUGAAAAAGUAUUCUGAAAUCAAGAAAUCUAAAAAGCAGGUUUCUAUUGAUUCACUGGUGUACUUUUGGAAAUUUUGGAUGGAUAAGAUUGUUUAUUUGAUAGAAUAUUUUGGAUCUCUUCAAACUCUAGACGUUAAUAAAAGAAGUGAUGGAGACUUCUUUUUAAAUUACUUGGCGGUGUUGGGGGAGUUUCAUGAUGAUUUGAAUCCAAUAUAUCUUGCACUCAUCUCUGAUGCUGAUUGGGUUAGUGGUGUGGAUAAACGUUAUUUUCUAAGUAAUGGUGAAUUGGUCACUGUUGAUUUUUGCCAAAUUGUUUCAUCUGCUAAGAUUUAUUGGAGUUCAGAACUACUCUCUUUUAGUACUAAGAUUUUGAACAAGCUUCAAGUGCUUUACGAAUUCAUGACCGAAAAAUCUGAUUCAAUUUUCAGCCAAAGCUGGGUGUCUUACGCAGAUUUAUGUGGUUGCAAACUGUCUUUUGGAGUCCAAAUGCCUGAAGCUAGCGUAUAA